UUUCGGCACGAGGAAAUUGGUGUCGGAAAUAAACACAUUAGCUUUCUGUUGCAGUCUGAACGAAAAAUCGCUAAGUUGUACAUGAAAAUGUCCAGAGGUGCGUUUCUGCUCGCCGUCGCCUGUUUAAUGAGUCCCACGGGGGAAGGGCUGGACAAUGGCCUGGCGCUAAAACCCACUAUGGGCUGGCUGCACUGGGAAAGGUUUAUGUGUAAUACCGACUGUGACACACAACCCGACAACUGCAUCAGCGAGCGGCUUUACAUGCAGAUGGCAGACGUAAUGGUGAAGGAGGGCUGGAAAGACGCUGGUUACGAAUACGUCUGCAUCGAUGAUUGUUGGCCCUCCCGCCAGCGUGAUGCUCAGGGCCGCCUGCAGGCAGAUCCCAAAAGAUUCCCGGGAGGCAUUAAGAAGCUGGCCGACUAUGUCCACUCUAAAGGUCUGAAACUGGGUAUUUAUGCAGAUGUGGGAAAAAAUACCUGUGCUGGGUACCCUGGCAGCCUGGGUCACUAUGAGACUGAUGCUCAGACCUUUGCUGACUGGGGUGUGGAUCUACUUAAAUUUGACGGCUGCUUUAUGGACUGGAAGUUGCUUGGAGACGGAUACACAAACAUGUCAAAAGCUCUGAACAAAACUGGAAGAAGCAUCCUGUACUCCUGUGAAUGGCCUUUGUACGAGUGGCCUUUCCAGAAGCCAAACUACACAGCUAUUCGUGAAACCUGCAAUCACUGGCGCAACUUUGAUGACGUGUUCGACUCAUGGAGCUCCAUCAAGUCCAUCUUGGAUUGGACUGCUUCUCAUCAGGACACAAUCGUUCCCUCAGCCGGACCUGGGGGCUGGAAUGACCCUGAUAUGCUUGUAAUUGGGAACUUUGGCCUGAGUCACGCCCAGCAGGAGUCUCAGAUGGCCUUAUGGGCCAUAAUGGCAGCACCGCUGCUCAUGUCUAAUGACCUGCGGGACAUUUGUCCUCGAUCCAAGAAGUUGCUGCAGAACAAGCUCAUCAUCGACAUCAGCCAGGACCCGCUGGGCAAGCAGGGACACCUCUCUGCCAAGUUGGACAGUUUUGAGGUGUGGGAGAGGCCUCUGUCUAAGAGGCGCCUGGCUGUCGCCGUGCUCAACAAGCAGGAGAUCGGUGGGCCACGAAUUUUUUCUAUCAGAUUUGUCCCUGGCUGGAAGAUCUGCGACCCACAGUGUAACGUCACCCAGAUCUUGCCUCAGUACAAGGAAAUGGGUGUUCAGACUCUGCAGAGCAAAGUUCUCCUGUACAUCGACCCCUCAGGCACCGCCCUGCUGACUGUGACUCCUCUAAGCAGCCCCCUGAAGAACCCCCACAAGCUUUACUGGAAGCAUGCCGUUUAGUCCCGUAUCUACACUUCUGUAAACUGAAAUUCUUAUGAUUAAAAAUAGGGCUUUUUUGCAGGGCCUGCUCUAAUACGGUGAUGUUUAUUGUACAUUUAUCAGAUUUUCAAACCUUUCAUGAAACUCAUGAGCUUUCUCACUGUCUGAAGGAUUACCUGUCAAAUACAGUUCUGACCAACAUAUUUAAUAAAAAUGGCUUUUAAGAAAAGCGACAACGAAACAUAUUUUGACACAUUUAUUGAAAAUAGUGACAGCUUCA
Messenger RNA from Menidia menidia (Atlantic silverside), 1615 nucleotides. NCBI's taxonomy places the organism in Eukaryota, Metazoa, Chordata, Actinopteri, Atheriniformes, Atherinopsidae. The record is from the annotation of a GenBank genome assembly.